This is a messenger RNA of Cryphonectria parasitica EP155, 709 nucleotides long. RefSeq lists its product as uncharacterized. The transcript has a single exon. NCBI's taxonomy places the organism in Eukaryota, Fungi, Ascomycota, Sordariomycetes, Diaporthales, Cryphonectriaceae. The record is from RefSeq and is a predicted model, not a curated record. Bases 256 to 534 code for a protein of 92 amino acids.
AAGGUACAGCGGAUUGAGCGCAUCAGAAAGCGUGCAGAUAAUAAGAUCAGGAAAGACGAAGCACAGCGGAAAACAGCACUGAGAAAGAGAUGGCAUACAGCGUGGAAAGAAGCUGGCCAGCGAUAUAAGGGGCAGCCAAUCCUUUUCAGGAACUGGCUGGCAAUCCAUUGCCCUGAGAGCCUUCAUUGCUCUGAAAGCCAGCUAGCUACUCAAGAGGAGGAGUUCAGAACACCAGAACGCCAGAUUCUCCCUGAUAUGGCAUCGCAGUCUUUCGAGGUCGAGGACGAGGUCGACGAUGACUUCAUAUCUGUUUCUAGCGAUGUGGAAAUAUCAGGUCUAGGGCUCAGCUUAGACCGCCCCCUUCGAGAUGUUGAUAUGGGAUUGCUAGAAGCGAACAGCCAGCUGUAUACAGCAUUGCACAAUGCUGGGUCAGGGCAGAGUGGCCAGGAUGAAGAGGACUGGUAUAGCGCUGAGGGCAUCGACGACGAGGGCGACGAUGAGGAUAUAUCCUCAUCGCCACCUCUGCCUCUAUAAGGGUUUCCGUCGAAUGCAAGGGAUUGAUCUCAGAGGGGUGAAGAGUGCGUUGAAUGCCAGGCCGGGCCUGGCUUACAUUCGGCUUCCCUCAAUCCAGGCCCCAGAAGUACCUGGGCACCCAUUUCAAUAGGCAAUGUACAUCAAAGGGCCAGCAGAGCUGAAAGCCCUCCGAAAA